Molecule: messenger RNA, 4231 nt
Organism: Stegastes partitus (bicolor damselfish)
Lineage: Eukaryota; Metazoa; Chordata; Actinopteri; Pomacentridae
Gene: ttf2
Product: transcription termination factor, RNA polymerase II
Exons: 23
Coding region: 51-3497 (1148 amino acids)
Biological process (GO): DNA repair
Cellular component (GO): nucleus
Molecular function (GO): zinc ion binding; ATP binding; ATP-dependent activity, acting on DNA
Source: RefSeq, a predicted model, not a curated record
GACACAUGAUAUACUAGCAACUGAAACCGAACUGAAGGUGUGUUGGGACAAUGGAAAAGGUUUUGUGUAAUGUCCACGGCUCCGUGUGUAUGUUGAAAACGGGAGUAAAAGAUGGACCAAAUAAAGGCAAGAGCUUCUACGUCUGCGUUGACAAGCAAGGCUGUGAUUUCAGUCAAGAAACCAGCGUCUCACCUUCUCACUGCCUCCAUCAUGAAGAUGCAAUGGUGGAGCUCCAAGCUCUCAGCUACAGUCAACAGCAGCAGGGCCACAGGUUGUUCUACCGAUGUAUUAUGGGCAAAAAAACAGGCCAGAGAUGGUGUGGAAACGUGCCUUGGACCGCAUUGCAGCCAGAGAAAGAAAAGAGAAGCCCUUUAUCCGAUGCACAGCUGCAGCCCUCCUGUCUUCCACCUGUCCGAAAUCCCUUUAAGGCCCCUGGCAAGACAGAUAAGGACUCUGAGUGGAAAAGGAUGCAGUGUGGUGGACGUGAGGAGAAAGACAGUGAGGCAAGUCACAAGGCUGAAGAAAGAGAAAGCUAUCACAAAGAGAAUGUGAAGAAUGUGAGUGCAGUGAGAGAAGAAGAUGAAGGAAAGCUGAAGUCGUCAGAUACUUACCGAGGUAAACAACUUCCGCUGGGGAUGAAGUUAAAGAAGAGAGUUUCAAAUGAGGACAGCAGCAGUCCCAAAGCAAAUAAUGUGGAGAAAACAUUAGAUAAGAUACAAGACAAAGAAGAAGAGAACCACACUGAGCAGGGAGAAGCAGAAAAAAAGAUUUCUACCUCCAGCAUCAACACUGUUCACCCUGAGAAAAUCAAUGAAACUGCACCAGAUCGUCACAAGAACUCACCCCAGACACCAACAGAAGGUGAAGCCUGUCUGGUGAAACAAGCUGACCCCACAGUGGAAAAGAGCACACCCAAAUCUGCACCCAGCAAACAGGCUUCCACAGACUCUGAUAACACCAGGAACCCCUCAUCUGACAAACCAACACUGCCAGAGUCCAGUCAAACCAAAAACCACCAAGAGGGUGAUGAUGAUGAUGAUGCUGAUGUAGUGCUGGUGUCAGUAAAACCUGCUGCUUCGAAAACUCCUCCUGUUUCUGCCGUCCAAAAGACCCUGACCACCUUCCCUGGGUUCCAGCCAGCAUCUAAGGUCAAGGAUCAGGUGGAAGAUCCCAGAGGGCUGCAUCGCCUGCUCACCACCCAGCUGCAACAGAAAAAGGCCACUCUGUCUGUGGUGAAUGUGGCAGCUCUGCCAGAUAAAGGAGAAAGGCUGAAGACGCAGGUCAAAGAGCUGGAGGAAGCGCUGGAGUCGCUGAGCCUCACUGUUGCUACUCAGCCUGAGUCCCAGAGUGGAUGUAAUAGCAGUGAUUCUGGUAAAAGCAGCACCCAGAUGAACCCAUUCAGUCGGCAGGGUGGCACCAUCCUGCUCCCUGCUCCCCCAGCGCAGGGCCCCUCUCAGCACCAGGCGUCUGGCAGCUCUUUGGGGCUCCAGCUGAGUCAGGGAUACACCCAGAUGUAUGGAGCAAACCCACAGGCACAGGCCUUUUAUGGUGGCAGGAUGACUGAGGACCGUCUGCUGGCGGUGAAAAAUGCCACCUGUGAGGCCAUUGACCAUCUCCAUAAAUCUCUGGAGUCGUGUCCCGACGCUGAGGCCGAAGCCAGAGACCCCAAAGGCAUUAAGGUGCCGCUCCUGGCCCAUCAGAGGAGAGCUUUAGCCUGGCUGCUCUGGAGGGAAACGCAGAAUCCCUGCGGAGGAAUUCUAGCGGAUGACAUGGGUCUGGGAAAGACCUUGACCAUGAUUGCUCUCAUUCUGGCCAAGAAGAUCAAGGCAAAAGAAGAUGAUGAAAAGAAAGAAGAGAAGAAGCUGGAGACCUGGAUAUCCAAAACUGACUCGUGCCUUGUGGUUUCUAAAGGCACUCUGAUCAUCUGUCCUGCCUCCCUGAUUCACCACUGGAAGAAGGAGAUUGAAAGACAUGUGAAGACAGGCAAGCUGACAGUGUACCUGUAUCACGGACCCAACCGUGAGAGAAGUGCCAAAGUACUGGCAGAUUACGAUGUGGUGGUGACCACAUACAGUCUGGUCUCUAAGGAGAUCCCAGUCCAGAAGGAGGAGGCUGAUAAACCCAGCAAGGAUCCUGAUGAUGUGCCUUUACACUCGCCUCCUCUUCUGCGAGUGGCCUGGGCCCGGGUGAUUCUCGAUGAGGCCCACAACAUCAAAAAUCCAAAAGUGCAGACUUCCAUGGCUGUCUGUCAGCUGAGGGCUGGAGCCCGCUGGGCUGUCACUGGUACACCGAUCCAGAACAACCUGCUCGACAUGUAUUCACUGCUCAAGUUUCUUCGCUGUUCUCCGUUUGAUGAGUACAAACUCUGGAAAGCUCAGGUGGACAACGGCUCCAAGAGAGGCAGAGAGAGACUCAACAUCCUGACAAGGACGCUGCUGCUCCGACGAACCAAAGACCAGCAGGACUCCAAAGGAAAACCACUGGUGUCUCUUCCUGACCGGACCUGUGAGGUGCAUCAACUCAAACUCUCUGAGGAUGAACAGUCUGUGUACGAUGUGGUCUUUGCCCAGUCCAGAUCUACUCUGCAGAACUACCUGAAGAGACAUGAAGGAAAUGAUGUGAACAAGGGAAAGACUUCCAGUUCCAAUCCUUUUGAAAAAGUGGCCCAGGAGUUUGGAAUGUCCCAGGCCGACCCGGCUGUGUGCAGCUCUCAGCAGCCCGCACAGGCGUCCAGCACCGUCCACAUCCUGUCUCUGCUGCUGCGCCUCCGACAGUGCUGCUGUCACCUCUCACUUCUUAAGAAGACACUCGACUCCACAGAGUUGCAAGGUGAUGGGAUUGUUUUGUCUCUGGAGGAGCAGCUCAAUGCUCUGUCGCUCUCCUCCAGCCCCUCAUCGGGUCCCGAUCCUAAAGACACUGUGGCCCUUAAUGGAACCCGUUUCGCCUCAAAGCUAUUUGAAGACACCAGUGAAAGCACCAAGAUUUCUGCUGUUGUCUCCGAGCUUAAGGCAAUCAGACAGAAGAGUGAUGAUCAGAAAAGUGUAAUCGUGUCCCAGUGGACCAGCAUGCUGCACAUUGUAGCUGUUCAUCUGCGGCAGUUGGGCCUGAGAUAUGGAGUUAUUGACGGGACUGUCAACCCUAAACGUCGCAUGGACCUGGUGGAAGAAUUCAACACUAAUCCUAAAGGACCACAGGUGAUGCUGGUUUCCCUUUGUGCUGGAGGGGUUGGACUCAAUCUCAUCGGUGGAAAUCACCUCUUUCUCAUUGACAUGCACUGGAACCCAGCCUUGGAGGAUCAGGCCUGUGACCGAAUUUAUAGAGUUGGACAACGUAAAGAUGUCACCAUCCACAGGUUUGUUUGUGAAGGUACAGUGGAGGAGAAGAUUUCCACACUACAGACGAAGAAGAAGGAGCUGGCCCACAAUGUGUUGUCGGGAACAGGAAGCACCUUCUCUAAACUCUCCCUGGCUGACCUCAGAAUCAUUUUUGGUGUCUGAGACGGGAAAGUGCUGCUGCUGUGUAACUAACAGCUAUUUAUUCACAUAUACGUUCAGUAUUUAUGCAAGUAUUAAGGUAUAUGUCUGGAGAAAUCUUGAAAUAGCCUCUUAAGAUUGAGGUAAGAAAUCACCUAUAUGUUAGAUACUAGUUAGCAUGACCUUAUUUUUUGCUCUAAGCCAAAAAUGGUGACCAUUAGUUUAUUUUAUUCAUUUUUAAAAAACUGUUCAGCCAUUUCCUCCAGCAGAAACUGCAGCACUGCUGUUGGAUUACUCUAAACAGCGGAUUUGAGUUUGCUAUCGAACAUUUCCUGAGUUUUUCCUGAGAGAAGUUUCCUGAGACUGUAGAUACUGUUAAAAGCAGCCAGAAUUCAAAUUCCUCAACUUGAAACGUGUGUAUCCACACUAACGUCAACAUGCAUUUCAUAUAUUCCCUGAGAUGCUCUUUUUGUCUAGAAUUAUGCUUUAUUACACAUAUUCCUGUGUUUGUGUCAUAUGCUACAGUAAGUGUGGCGGUAUUUUUACAUGUUUAAAUAUAUCCUCUAAGAUCAUGUUUUAUUUGUUUAUUUGCAAAUUUGGGGGAUUUUCAACUGGGUAUAUAUUAUUUCUUUAAAUCUGUGCCACCUGAUGGAGUUUAUUUCAUUCAAAUAUGUUUUUAUUUUUUCUUGUAGCUGUAUUUAUGUUGAUAUGAUUUAAAUAAAUGCAGGUGAAGGAAGUUGUGGAAGUUAACAUGAGAA